ACAUUAUGCCGCAAGAUACUCGUCGACCGGAAAAGACUACCCACUGGGAUUCGGCGUUCGUCAAACAUAAAGGCUACGUCUUUGUGCUCCUGUCAUUUUCACUGAUCGGGGCCGUAGUGGUGGGCCUUUUCGGUGUAUAUCGGUGUGUCCGUUUGACGACUCUUCGGCCAUCGGCAUCCGCAUUGUCUCAACUUCCGCUUCCAGCGGAGGUCCUAACCUUGCCGGUGCAUCACCACCACCAUCAUCAUCAUCACCACCACCAUCAGUUCCUGGCCGUCGCCUUGAGAAGCAGCAACGGUGCCGGAAGUAUCGGAAGUAACCUCAACACCAUCAGUCUCAAUACCGGCAGCUGCAUCGAUAGCGUUGAUCAUAGUGCCGGAAUAGUUGGAGCAGUUGCCUCGGGUGCAACCGCUUCCGGUAUAGCAGCGACACCUCUAGACGCCGACUCGAACCAUCCGCCUGUACCCAUGCUAUCGGUACAGUCACCCGGUUGCGCGGGGAUGGAGCGGCUCGGCGUUCCUGCCCGCAGUUCCAUUGGCUCACCACCUCUCAAAGAUGAACGAACGCGACGAUUUCGUGUAGACUCUGGCGUGUCCGGCGCCUCCAGCAACUCUUCCGUCAUCUAUCAGCACCAUCCGAACGUGCACCAUCACAGCAAUCACCAUGCGCUGCGACGCCACGACCACUUGCUAGUGAACAGCAGUGGUGGCAGCAGCAACAGCAACAGCAACAGCAGCAGCUUGUCCCAAUUCCAACGGCAAACGGCAGCAACGGCCGACAGUGGGAGCAUUCAGAGGUUUUCGGCGUUCACGGGAGCAGCGGCAAAGGACGCCAAUAGCAGUAGUAACAAUAGUAACAGCAGCAGUAGCGGCAGCAAUUAUGGGAAGACUUCAUUUCAUCACCAAGGUAGCAGUGGCGGCAGCAGCAGCAACAACAGUAGCUACUAUGGGAUUGGAGGCAGCGGGCACAGCAAUUUCAACAACAAUAGCAAUCUAUUGUGUAGCACCAGCAGCAGCAGCAGCCGGUGUCCGCACCAUGUGGCGCUGCCGGACGGGGAACGGGGACCGGAUCGGGAUCUGCAGAUACGGUCGCCCUGUCAGCAAUCGGAAAUUCCACGCACCUACGUGAAGGCUCCUCCGAACAAGACGGUCCGGGACGUUCCGGCCCAGUACCAAUCCUCGGCCGGGCCGGGCAGUUUCGUCGGCUCCUCAUCGGCGGCCUCAACCUCAUCCUCCAUGAGCAAUCUCAACCAACAGGGCCAAUCAUCAGCAUCAGUCGGCAGCAGCCGGUCCGGGAUGGCUGCAGCAGGAACCAGCAUUUCCUGUGGUGGAUCGACGACGUCGGCCGGCAACACUAGUCAUCAUCAUCAUCACCACCACCACCAUCAUCAUCAUAGUUCGUUGAAUUCGGUUGGUGGUGCGGGUGGUGUCAGUUUGGGCAACCGGGCGAUAGUAAACAGUUUGUCGACGCUUUCGUCCGGCGGUGGUUCCAGUACUGGAAGCAGCGGGACCCAGCAGCCCAAGUCGGACAAAUUUAAGCAAAUCCUGCGGUUCCUGCCAGGUAACAAAACAUCCAAAUCAUCCACUAGUGGUAUUAAUGUGAAUAGUAGCAGCAGCGGCAGCAGCAGCAGCAUCAGUAGUAGCAACAAUAACAAUAAUGGACCUAAUAGUAGUACUAGCUAUAAUAAUAGUUGUAGUAACAAUAGUAGUAACAAUAAUAAUAAUAAUAGUUAUCAGACGCGAAGCAAUCCGUACGGAAAUGGAAGUGUGGGGUUGAGUGGCGGGGGUGUGAGUGGCAGCAAUCGGGGGGCAGGGUCGGGGAGUGGCAGCGGAAAUCAUCUAGCCGUAAGCGGAAUACAUAAUCAUAACCAUCACUACCGACAAUCGACGGUGUCGGUCCAGCAGAGGCAAAGUGGGGGUGGUGCUGGUGGAUCAACGGAGUCCUCCGGGACGGCAGCGGGUCCAAUGUCCCAAUCCGCCAGCCCUAGUCCGGACACCAGCACUCACUUCAUGUGACAGGACGGUCGGCCGACACCGGAUAGUUGAAAUGUUGACCCAGGUCAUCGCGAUGAUCUGUUUUCUUUUUUAUUCGUAAAGCUAGCAAAUCGAUGUCGUGAUAAUAUUUGUGAUUUUGAUUAUGAAUUCGAAAACGAGAAAAAGGUAGGGCUGAAGGAAGCUGCAGGAGAUCAGAGCUUGAUCGGCCCUGCCGCGGUACUUCCGUUGCGUUCCGUUGUCGCAGCCGGCAGCUGGCAGAAGAAGCCCUUCGGUGAUGGUAUGGAUCCGUCGUGGACAACUGCCGGAAAUGAUUGCUGCCGUACCGACGCUGGCGUCGGUUCUUGCCGCCACCGCCAUCUGGUGGUGGUCCAGUGCGAUGCAAGGUUAUAAAAUUGAAUGAUCGGGUUUAACAUUCGAAAAAAAAGAGAGAUCUUUCUGUCGUAUGUCGAAGAGACAACACAGCGUAGUCGAGUUUCAAAUCAAAAGUUAGGGAAUGGACGAUUCCGACGAAUCCUGAAAGGUCGGAGCGCCGCUUCAACCGGAAUUUGAUUCCAUGGGGUUGAUCCGGACGCCAAGCCACGUGCGCAGUCUCUAUACGUUUAGUAGAAGCGUUCGUAGAACUGAGCCAUGUUCUGGUCAAUCAACAACAACAACAACAACAACAAGUACAAAUGUCAUCUCUCGUAUUUCGUAGUACGUUUGGAGCAACAUAAAAAACGAUCUCACUGCGAUUUUAUAACAAACAAAAAAAAAACCACACACAUAUUCGUAACCUCACAUUAAAGAACGUCCACACCCAGACAAGUUCUCACUUCCGGAACACACUCACACUUCAACACAACAUAUAUAGCUAGAAGAACAUUAGAUGAUUAAUUUCCCGCGCGCGUUCGUUCGUCUGUCGCUUCCAACCUCCUAAAAUCGCUAAAAAUCGUUGAAAGCGCACCACUCACUCCCCCACCCCCAUGCUUCCGGUUUGCAACUCACACUGGCAAUCACUUCGGCAAAACUUCGUCGGAAAAAUCUUUUUUUAAGGAUUUGAGAAGCCUAAGUUUCUACGUAUCAGCCAAGCACACCCCUAGCCGAACUUUGGAAGAAAAACUUCUUGGAGAGUCUUCGGAUUAUGAUGAUUAUGAGAAACAAAUUUGAGAAAUGCUUAGUUCUAAAAAGUUCCUGAACAUCCAAACAGCAAAAGGAAAUGUGUUUGCGAAGGUUCAAACUUUUAAAGCUCUGCUGUGGAAAUGAAGUCUCAUCGCUGAACCGGAAGUCAAUCUAUGACUUUAAGAUUUGAGAAUUUCAUGAAAGAUUAGUCUUGAGUCUAUAGAUUUUUUCAAAUUUCAGUUUUGAACAAGCAGUAAAGUAUUUAGAAUAAAUUUUGCACCAAAUUUCUUAUUCUAGGAAAUGAACAAUAAACUGGUGUCUCAUUGUUCUUGUAUAAAACUUCCAUUUCAACUUGAAGAUAUACAUUCGCAGGACACUUUUGAAGUAGAAUUUUCAACAUAAUUUUAAAUGAAUGCCCUUAGUAAAACAAAUAAUUCUGAAUCUGAGUUCAAUACCCAAAUUUAAGGAUCUUAGUUUCCUAGUAAACCGUGAGUGGUACAAAUAAUCUAAGCCACGCCCACCAGGGAAACACAUGAACACGAUCCGAAUCGUGCUUAUAUGUUUCCCUUCGGGGUGCGUGCAGUGAUGUCAACCUUCCAGAUUUUGUCUGGAUCUGGACUUUUUAGACUUUCAACCAGAAGUGCCAGGUGGUUUUGUCAAAAAUCAGGACACCGCGAUGAAAAAAUCAGAAUUUUUCGGGACUCCACUUAAUUGAUGAAAAUAACAUGCAGCUCUGUUUACAUUUCAUAAAUAAAGGCUAAAUACAGGAACUGAAUACGCCUCCCACUAUGCAACUGAAUCGAGCAGAAUCUUGACUGGCCUGCAGUUUAUAUCGGAAAACACCAUUUAAAUAUCAUCUGAAACAAAGAUUACCAUCGAAUAAAGUUUUUUAUUAAAGAUUUGUAUGAUGUUCUCAUCAUUUAACUAGAAGUUUAGUUGUAAUUUAGAUAUUUUGGAAAAUCGGGACACAUCAGGACAUUUUACAGAUCAUUUUUCAAGAAUCAGGAAAAUUGAAUCAUUUCUGAAAAAUUAGGACGGUCUCUGGAAAAAUCAGGAUAUCUGGCACCUCUGAUUUCAACGGACAAUUAUUAUAGGUGUCCAGACCUUUGGCUUUUCUAUCAAACAUUUCCAGACUUUUGAGUUUUAAUUUUUUUUAUUUCAAAACAAUGAAAAUUCAAAAUUUUUUGUGAUGAAAUGAUUGAAAAUACAUCGUUUAAGUAAUUGAAAAGAGAGGAGUUCUACAAAGAUGGAUGUAAAGCAGGAAAUUAAGCAUUGAGCGUAGUACUUUCAAAAUUUCAUAACUUAUAAAAUUUGCCAUCCAGACUUUUCCAGACAGUUUUUCAAAACCUUCAGAUUCCUGAAAAACAGUUGGCAUCUCUGGGUGUGUGUUUGUCUCAGAAGCCGACUGAUCCAGAUGAAAGUGCACAUAGAGAAAAAAAAUCGUGGAUAAACUCAAACCACACCGUACGAAUGUACGAUUGAAACUGACUUCGCACUUUGCACAUACGCAGAGAUGCCUAUGUGCCGGAUUUUUCAGGAUUUGUCUGAUUUUUCGAGGCUUAGCCUGACAACCAGAUAAGCCAUUGGAUUUCUCUGAUUUUUUGAAUAAGCCUGAUUUUUACGAAUGUGAUGAUAAAACGGCAGUAAGGAACUGCGUUAGAUACCAUUGCUGAAGUUAAAAUGUGAAGGGAAGACCAAAGACCAGUCCCUGAUUUUUGAUUAAAAGAAAUGUUGGCAAACCUGCACGUAAGCAUUUCGUAUCGUAUUCGUAUUCCUAUAUCUCGGUAGGCUGGGUUGCCAAUGUGCCUGAUUUUUCAGGGUUUGCCUGAUUUUUGGAGGACAAACCUGACAACUUGAAAAGCCUCUGAUUUUCCCAUAUUUUUGGAAACAAGCCUGAUUUUCCCUGGUUUUUGUGAGUAUGUUAAAAAUGAGAAGUACGGAACAGCAUUAAAGACAUUAGUGGAGGUCACAGCUUGGUUUGAUGAUCCAAAAAAAUCUGAGUGCAGAGUUUCAAAUUCUAAGUUCUGAGUUUUAAAUUAUAUGUUCUGUGUUCUAAAUUUGAAAUAUUGAAUUCUGAAUUCUGAUUUUUAAAAUCUAAUUAAGUAGUUCUGAAUUCCAAGUGCAAAUUUCUGGAUCUCCAAUUUGUAUAAUGUGCUCUGAAAUUUUUAUUGAACUUGAAUUGUAGAUCAUUUAAUCUGAAUCUUUCGUUUGAGUUCAGACAUUUGCAAACUGAAUUCUGUAUUCUGAGCCUUGAAUUCUUGGUUCAGAAUUAUGACCUGAACCUGAAUUCUGAAUUUUUUCCGCAUGCUAUGUUCUGAAUCAGAAUUUUUUUGAGUGUUGAGUUGUGAAUCUGAGUUCUGAGUCCUGAGCUCUGAAAUAAGAUCCUCGAAUGCUAAGCUCUCAUUUCGACUUUUGAAUUGAGAGUCUUAAUUUCAAGAGUUGAGCUCAGAAUUCUGAGAAUUUGGUUCUUAGUUCUCAAUUCUUGAGCUUGAGCUUGAGAGCUUAGAUAAACCGUACAUUUCAGUAGUUGCUACUCCGUGAUUGACAAGAAUCAUCAAAAUUGUACAUAGAUCCAAAUAAAUGGGGCUUGGGAUUAGCUUACCACUUUCUGUGUACACGUUUCGAAGGUUCCUUAUCAUAUAUGGUCAAUAACGGCGCCGGCCACGUCCUUACGAUUCAUCGGGGAAAGGGAAGGAUAGUUAGUUCGACUUCCGUUGCUACUAGAGACCGAAUACACCUCUAAAUCUCCACGGUCGUCACAGGAAGGGUGGUUUGUUAGUGAGGAAGGUAAAUAAGAUCUGGAUUCCCUUUGGGAAGGGAUGUGAUCAAAGCAAAGUUAAAUAUUUAAUGAUCGUUGCGUCGCACACUAUCGAGUACAUCGCGUUUUUAUUUAGAACAAAUACGUCCUAACGUGGCAAUGUCAUACACGUACAAUGCAUUUAGCACCGGUGCAACUCACCGAAGAUUAUCGCGCGCUUCAAACUAGAAGAGCAAAAAUGUCCUAACGUGGCAUUGUCACACACGUACAAUGCACUUGGCACCGGUGCAACUCACCGAAUUUUACCGCACGCUUAUAAUGAGAAAGCAAAACGACUUAACGUGGCAUUGUCAUACACUACAAUGCGGUUGGCACCGGUGCAACACACCGAAUUUUAUCACGCGUUUAAAAAGGGAAGAGCAAGAACGACCUUACGAGCCAAAACGUUCUACCGCAUUAUGCAAACGGAGAGAGAAAGAGAUAAAGAAAAAAAAAACGCAACGCGGUUUAUAAACACCGACGACGAGCACGUCAAUUUUCCCCACGCAAACACACACACACACACACACACACACACACACACACACACACACACACACACACACACACACACACACACACACACACACACACACACACACACACACACACACACACACACACACACACACACACACACACACACACA
Uranotaenia lowii is the source of this 6538-nucleotide messenger RNA. RefSeq lists its product as uncharacterized. The coding region runs from base 6 to 2015 and encodes 669 amino acids. NCBI's taxonomy places the organism in Eukaryota, Metazoa, Arthropoda, Insecta, Diptera, Culicidae. The transcript is spliced from 5 exons. The record is from RefSeq and is a predicted model, not a curated record.